This is a messenger RNA of Cornus florida, 1302 nucleotides long. RefSeq names its product myb-related protein 306-like. Lineage: Eukaryota; Viridiplantae; Streptophyta; Magnoliopsida; Cornales; Cornaceae. Gene Ontology annotation, biological process: response to auxin. The transcript is spliced from 3 exons. The record is from RefSeq and is a predicted model, not a curated record. The coding region runs from base 104 to 1132 and encodes 342 amino acids.
UGUCUCAGCUUUUUCAAAGAAGAAAGCAAUUAAUACUUUUAUACUAUAAGAUAAGAAGGCUACAUAGGAGAAAGGUUUGGAAUUAGGAAGAAAGAACGAAGGUAUGGGAAGAUCACCUUGCUGUGACAAAGUUGGAGUAAAGAAAGGACCAUGGACUCCUGAAGAAGAUAUCAUGUUAGUGUCUUAUAUUCAACAGCAUGGUAGUUCUGGCUUUUGGAAGGCUGUUCCUACUAAUACAGGGUUACGCAGAUGCAGUAAGAGUUGUAGGCUUAGAUGGACUAAUUAUCUGAAGCCAGGGAUCAAAAGGGGUAACUUUACUGUUGAAGAGGAAAUGACCAUAAUCCAGCUUCAAUCUCUGCUGGGAAACAAAUGGUCAGUCAUAGCUUCUUACCUUCCUGACAGAACCGACAAUGACAUUAAAAAUUACUGGAAUUCCCAUUUGAAGAGGAAGCCGAGGAAGAUCCAAACAGGGCAGAAUAGUCAUUCCACAGAUGGAUGGAUCUCUUCUUCUUCUUCUUCUUCACACUCAAUCCCUAAAGGUAAGUGGGAGAGAAGUCUACAAACUGAUAUCGACAUGCCCAAACAAGCCUUACACGAGUCUCUGUCUUUAUCUUUAAAGAACAAGAAGCCAAGCUUUAUUGUACCUGCUGAUUUAAAGCCCAUACCAUCCCAAUCAUCAACAACACUCUAUCCAUUAAACAUUGACAACAUUGCUAGAUUGCUAAAAGGGUGGAUGAAAAAAACACCCAAACACGCUUGUAAAACACAGGCUAUUUCAGUUACUACUGAUCACCUUUCCUUCAAUUCCACAUCCAUCACUAGUGCUUCAAAUAUGUCUAGUACUAUUCUAAGUGCUACAACAAAGGGUAGUACUGGAAUUGAUUUAUGUGAGCCCUUUGAAUCUCUGUUUGGUUUUGAGUCAUUGGACUCAUCCAAUAAUAAUGCUGAUGUUUCUCAAUCCAUAACGCCGCCCGAAGAUAAUAUAUUUCAAUGUGAAAUGAAGCCAAAUCUGUGUGAGCAAGUGCCAUUUUCAAUGCCUGAGAAUUGGUUUCUUGAUGAAGGUCGUGCUGUUCAAGGGAAAGAAGAAGAGCUGAGUGACAUGGGACUAGAUGAAAACGUAGAUUUGUUUUAGGAGGGGUUCAUUUCUUUUGGGGGCUUUAUUUUGGUGUUACCCGAUAUUAAUUAUAUUGGAUGUUAAUCUUUUGUUGUAGGCCUUUGAGAUGGAAUUUUUUUGUGGCCGCGUAGAAAUUUAGUGCUUGAACAGUAGAAUAUUGGGCAUUAUUAAGCUAAUCUAUAUAUGCA